GGGACAGCUGUACAACGUGACCAACAUGUUCAUAGACUUCGUGCAGGGCAAGCAAGUCUAUCCAGAGGGAAUGUUCAUCGUCCAGGACAAAAUUCUGAUUUUCACGUACUCCUUAGCCGAAUGGAAGAUCAUCGUGACGCAUUACGGCGGUUUAGCUGGUUUAGCCUUCGUUGGACUCCUGCUAGCAGCAAUUCUACCCUGCGUAGGAUUGUUCUUCUGUUGCUGUAGGUGUGCCGGUCACUGCGGCGCGAGGAAUCAACCUUUCGACAAGAAGCACGAUCAUUGUAGGAAGGUGAUGCUCAGCAUGGUGUUGAUCGGGGUUGCCACUAUCAUACUGUUUGGCGUGGUCUGCGCGUUCGUCACCAACGAAUACAUGCAAGACGGCACCAAGGAGCUACCUGGCAACGUCAAGAUCAGCUUGAAAGACGUACAACUGUAUCUGUCCACGACGAAACAGGAGAUCAAGAACCUCCUACAGACUAAUUUCGACGAGCUCGAGAUUAAUCUGAACAACAUCCUUCAGGCAAGCGGGAGAAUCGUCACCGAACAACUCGCUGAAUACUCGCACGCUGUCUCGUUGACCAAUCUUAGCGACAUCGUGACCGGUUUGGAAUCGAUCAAGGAGGAUCUGAAGAUCAUGAACACGAUCACGUGGGAUCUGAGGACGAACGCUAGCAAAUUGGACAUUGUUAUACGAGGCGUUAAGAACAAUCUCCUCCACAAGCUCACGGCUUGCAAGACCCAACAGUGCAUGCAAGUGUUGAACGAUUACAAAGUGAAUCAAAUGUCGGUUCAAGUGGACUUCGACAAGUUGCCAAACGUCACAUCCGCGCUGUACAACAUCACGAUGCUGAUGAAGGGUAACAUCGUGUCGGAAGUGAGCCAGGGCAAGGAGUCGUUUCUCAAGAUACAAAAGGACAUUCAACACGCCGUGAAUCAGACGAUCCCUGUGGUCAGCGCGAGCAUCAGGAGGUGCGGUGACUUUUGCGCGAGCCUCGCGUUAAACACGACGUAUCUCAUCGACAGGCUGCACGUUCAGAUAGACAAGGUUUACAUGAAGCAUCUAGACGUUGCUCAAGCUCACAUCGAUCAGUAUUCACCGUAUAGGUACUAUCUAGGUCUAGGAAUAUCCGGAAUUCUGCUGACCGUUUUAAUGUGUCUGACUUUUGGCCUCUUCUGCGGUAUCUGUGGAAAACGUCCCGAUGGCUAUGGAGACGAUUGCUGCAACAAAGGAUCUGGAGCUCGAUUCCUUAUGAUGGCUGUGUGGAUAAUUUUCCUUCUAACGAGCAUCCUGAUGGUCAUUACCAUGGCACACAUGGUCACCGGUGUUUUGGUGCAAAGAGCAAUCUGCGAGCCGCUGAAGAACCCGCAUGAUAACAGGAUGUUCGCUCUGGUCGACGAAAUCGUCGAAAUCAAGAAGCUCCUAUAUCCAAAGAAUCCCAAUGCUGACGUGAACAUGAGUUACAUAGUAACACAAUGUCAUCAAGACGAGACUCUGUACAAUGUGCUGAAACUGAACAACCUCUUCGACGUGAGCACGUUACGCGAGUACGCUGGACGAUACGAUAUCAAUAACACCAUCCAACAGUUACGUCGUAAGAUCAGCUUGUCGCCGGGUGUGGUCAUACUCACGGAUAGCGCCAAGUCGAAGUUGAACGAUCUCGCGCAGAGCGGCCUCAGCGAUAUCAAGUUCUAUCAGUAUGCGGAAUUCCUGGCUGAUAAUAUCACGAAUAUCAAUUUGGAACACCUGGCCAGACAGUUAUGGGAGGUCUCGGCUAAGUUGCCAGACGGUCAGAAGGACAUUCGAGAGAGUUUGGAGAAGAACGCGUUGGAUCUUGGAUACAAUCAUAAGGAGCUUGUGAUGCCAAUGGCGAUGUACAGCGAACAAUUGGCCGCGAAAGCUCAGAUGCUCGAGGAGAAGAUCAAGUUUAAUCAUUCCUCCAUGGCAGAGGCAAUUCACGAUCUGGUGGAGGAAGUGACGAAGGCGCAACAGUUCCUGAACAAGGACGGGCCGGAAUGCGUGCAACAUCUAGCAACUAGGUUCGGAAACGCUUUCCUUCGUCAAGUGGAUGACUUCUUGGAGCGUGUGAUCGAUAACGCGUUGUUAAACGUUGGAAGGUGUGCUCCUGUUUCGAAUGCCUACAACGCCACGCUGGUUGCCGGGUGUAACAAGAUCUUGGAUCCAUUUAAUGGUUUCUGGGCGAGUGUCGGAUGGUGUUUGAUCCUCUUCAUUCCGACCAUAGUGCUCUGCGUGAAAUUGAGCGCGCUGUAUCAGAAAUCAGACCCUUAUCCAGGACCUCUAGUCGAAGCCGUUCACGACAAGAAAUACGUGUCGCAUAGUAGAGAUCCUUAUCCGAAGUUCGAAACCUACGACGGUCCCGCGGGCGGCUACAGCGAGCGGGAAAGGAUCCCUGAAGCGCAUCAGAGCACGUCCCAUUGUCAUCCCUAUUCCAGAUACUCUGACGUGGCGCCGAAUUCCACCCCAAAGUGGCGAAGCCACAAACAUACCGCCCCCUCCAAAACAGAACCUCACAAUAAAGUCUUUAGCAUAUCGAUAGAAACGCAAAAUUGUGAUUUCCCUAAUGGUGGUCCUCCUGGGUACCAACCAGCUGCCGCGGCUCCUCCUCCGCUGAGCACGGAAUACGAGCGACCACCUCCUUAUUAUUAUUAUCCUGGGCCAGGGGACACAAAUUAGGAAACAAGUGCCGUGGCAUGCACAAAGGUAG
Molecule: messenger RNA, 2726 nt
Organism: Habropoda laboriosa
Lineage: Eukaryota; Metazoa; Arthropoda; Insecta; Hymenoptera; Apidae
Product: prominin-like protein
Exons: 14
Coding region: 26-2695 (889 amino acids)
Cellular component (GO): membrane
Source: RefSeq, a predicted model, not a curated record